UUCCUUCCCAUCAUGUCGCGUUCAGUGCCACAUCCAGACCUGCAUCUCGCGCGCUUGGAUGCGUUGUCGUUGCGUGCCCGAAUUAUUGCACGCCGCGUAUGCGUGCGUGACUGUCCCCGCGACGCCACCGACGCCUUCAAAGGCUUCUUACGCGACCUCCCCGCCGAUAGCCCGGACGUCAACUACCUUCUCCCUGCGCUCUUCUUCCUCCUGGACCCGUCCAACGUGCCGACCGCCGGCGAAAUUGAACUGGCGAACCUGGAGGCGGUCAUCAAUGAUUUUGCGACAUACAUCCAAUUCACCCUGGCCAAGGUUGACCCCUAUCCAACCCCGGCUUACACUGCGAUGUGGCUCCGGCUGUUCCCCUGGAUUGACUUUUUCGACACCUACCGCUCUGCGCUGCCGGCAGCAUGCACGCGUCCGCUCGGCCGCACUUUUGCACGGCUCUACCUGGUUAACGGCGUCGAGGCUGACGCAACGGACCUCAAGGGCUUGCGACUUCCCACGAUCUGGACGCAGCCGCGAUUUUCGUAUGUCGUUGGCAAAGAGAUGGCGGCAAUGUUCGACCGGAUUGGGGAUUCCUCAGUGGUCGAACAGGCCAGCAUGGUACACACCGCCUUCUUCGCCAGCAAAAGCGGAGACGCAUAUAAUAUCGAUAUCUAUUCCUUUCUGGAUGGCGCAACAGGUGGGAGUGCACAACAGUGGGCAGCCACACUAACCAACAGCUUCCGCCGAACCGUGCGUGCUGUGGCGGGGCGCCGUUUGAUCAAUGCUGAGGCCAUAAUGCUCAUCACCACCAUCAUCGGGACAGCACAUGAUACAUUGUCUCUCCUGAAAGACUCGGAGGAAGGAAACCUGCCAGUCGUGGGCGACUUCGUCAGAGGUCUUCUGGAUACAAAAUGUGUGGACCCGCUUACCCAGGCGGUGGGCAUCCUCGCGCUUCCAGGUCAUCCUCAUGAGGCACGCGAAAUAGAACCCACUCGGCAGGAAGCCCAGUUUCAAGUCUUGGUACUCCUCCGCAUGUUAUUGGACGUUCACCUACGCUACGUGCCCCUUCUCUCUGUGUCUCACGGUCUCCUCUCCGCUCUGGGGGCCACGGCCGGCUUAAACCUCCUCGCCGACGCUGAGGAGAUAGUGCGGUACAUCAUCACCGGCGUCUUGCAACCAGCGCUCACCAAUCCACAAAUUGUGAGCGCGCUAGCGCAGGACACGUCUGACUCCGCGCAGCGGCUAAAUCAGUACCAACAAUCGAUUCUUCGGCCACAGUUUGACGUGUUGAUUGCUGGCAUCGAGCGACAGAGUUUGCGUGUGCCGCGCUGGAUGGUCAAGGCUGAGAGACCGGGCAGGGUGUGCGACGGAUUCCACUGCAUUGUCGUUGGCGAGAAACGCACAUUCCGCCAAUGCACGGGAUGCAACUACCGGCUGUACUGCUCCGUUCCAUGUCAGCACUCGGACUGGACCACGGGCAACCACCGCAACAUGUGUCGCGCCUAUUUGUCGUUGUCCACAGGGUUGGCCUCGCUGACAUUAGCCUCCACACGCUCGUUCCUUCGGUUUAUGAUGAACGAAGAGUACGUCCGCGACCACGCCGGAAGCGCCGGGUCGCCGCCGAAUAUUGCGAUGUUCGACUACCGCGGCGAAUCAGGCAACACAGUGCGCUAUCUCGACAGCCUCACUACUAGUAGGGCGGUAACCGUCUCUUCCCCGGGGCUGUCCGGGUUCUACGAGGCGCUGGAGGCCGACUACGUCCAACGGGCGGCGCGGGACGCGGAGGUGGGUGUGGGGUGGAAUAUCUGCAUUCUGCGGCGCAUGGGCUCGGACUCGGACUCGGACGGCGCCUUUACGUUUGUCCAUCGCAUCUUGCGCAAACGAUAG
Molecule: messenger RNA, 1875 nt
Organism: Mycena indigotica
Lineage: Eukaryota; Fungi; Basidiomycota; Agaricomycetes; Agaricales; Mycenaceae
Exons: 4
Coding region: 13-1875 (620 amino acids)
Source: RefSeq, a predicted model, not a curated record